This is a messenger RNA of Rhizoctonia solani, 651 nucleotides long. RefSeq names its product phospholipase. Bases 1 to 651 code for a protein of 216 amino acids. Gene Ontology annotation, cellular component: mitochondrial intermembrane space; intracellular anatomical structure; riboflavin synthase complex. The transcript is spliced from 2 exons. NCBI's taxonomy places the organism in Eukaryota, Fungi, Basidiomycota, Agaricomycetes, Cantharellales, Ceratobasidiaceae. Gene Ontology annotation, molecular function: 6,7-dimethyl-8-ribityllumazine synthase activity. The record is from RefSeq and is a predicted model, not a curated record. Gene Ontology annotation, biological process: riboflavin biosynthetic process.
AUGUCUGACCCGACUAUCAAGGGACUGGUACCUAGCCAAGUAGAAUAUGACGGUUCGAACCUGCGCGUUGCGAUCGUACAUGCGCGAUGGAACAAGACCGUAAUUGACGCACUGGUCGCUGGGGCUGUAGAAAAGCUCAAGGAGCGGGGCGUAAAAGAGUCUAACAUCGUGAUUGAAUCAGUUCCCGGGAGCUUUGAACUUCCACUUGCGUGCUCCAAAGUAAUCUCCGCCUCACAGACCCAAGCGAGUUCGACCGCCACAGAUCUUCUAGGCGGCGCAGCCUCUUUGCUCUCUUUAGAUCCUCAUGCCCCACAGCGCAUUCCCUCUCCUGCCCCCGGUACUGUGACUGUGAAUAUGCCAAGCAAGGCAUUUGAUGCAGUUAUUGCUAUUGGUGUACUCAUCAAAGGUUCUACCAUGCACUUCGAAUAUAUCUGCGACUCAGUGUCGCACGCCUUGAUGCGCCUACAAAUGGACACUGGUGUUCCGGUCAUCUUUGGCGUUUUAACAGCACUCACUGAUGACCAAGCUUUGGAACGAGCUGGCCUUGGUCGCGGGCCCAAUGGCAAGGGGCACAACCAUGGAGAAGAUUGGGGUCUGGCAGCCGUAGAAAUGGGAUCACAUGUCCAAAAAUGGGCUGCAGGGAAGUUUUGA